AUGUCAAAUACAUUAGACAAUCGAUAUGCAAAUAUGACAAGAGAAGAAAAAGAUCACUUAUGUGAUCAUAAUUAUGAAAUUAUACAGGAAUUAAUAUUACGACGUGAAGAACGUGAAAAAAUUUCAAACGACAGUCUAAAACAAGAUGAGAAGAAUUUAAAUAAGGAAAAAAGCAAUCAACAUUUCAAAAGACAACUUACUUCGACGAGUCAAUAUGGUGAAGAGGAUGAUCAUAAUGAAGAAAAUAAUAAUCCAUUUAUUUUUGUGACAAGAAAUAGCAAAAGAAAACAACAAAAAGUGAAUAGUAAAGAAGCUAUCGAGGUGAACGAAAACAAUGAUAUUUAUAUGAUCCAUAAUAACACACCACCAACUACAGUCAAGAAAGGCGGACGAUUAUUUGUGAACAGCAGAAAUAGAACGAAUAACAAUAACAAUGAAUCUAUAUACUCCAACAACCGAUCAUAUGAUAUUAGUCAUCAAUCAUAUGGUAAAGAACUAGUGGCGUAUCUAGAACAGUGGCGACUCGCUGGUGGUGGGUGGGCAGUGGAAGGUGGCGCCACUCUUUUUUUGCUUCUAAGUUUUCAAUUGUGUGUUAUUAAUACCUGA
Molecule: messenger RNA, 606 nt
Organism: Rotaria sp. Silwood2
Lineage: Eukaryota; Metazoa; Rotifera; Eurotatoria; Philodinida; Philodinidae
Source: the annotation of a GenBank genome assembly